Messenger RNA from Zymoseptoria tritici IPO323, 906 nucleotides. RefSeq lists its product as uncharacterized. Gene Ontology annotation, biological process: glycoprotein catabolic process; protein quality control for misfolded or incompletely synthesized proteins; protein deglycosylation. Gene Ontology annotation, molecular function: peptide-N4-(N-acetyl-beta-glucosaminyl)asparagine amidase activity. The annotation marks the transcript as partial. Lineage: Eukaryota; Fungi; Ascomycota; Dothideomycetes; Mycosphaerellales; Mycosphaerellaceae. The transcript is spliced from 3 exons. The record is from RefSeq and is a predicted model, not a curated record. Gene Ontology annotation, cellular component: cytosol; nucleus.
CGAUUCCGAAAGCUUCUUAUGUCCUUGUCAAAUUCACCGUGCAAUUGGGAGGACCCUGUUUUACUGGAUGCCGCUCUUGCAAAGAUCCCUCUGCAGUACAUCUACGACCAAGCCCAAGCCAAGGUAGACGCUCUCCAAGCCGUUGCUUCGCUGCUUGGGAAGGUAGCGAAGCCAGCGUGGGGCCAUCAAGACUGUGUGAUCCGCGCCCUGAUGACAUGGUUCAAACGAGACUUCUUCCAGUGGGUCAAUAAUCCUCGAUGCCCGGUUUGUGAAUCUACGACCACCGCGCUUGGCAUGAUCCCGCCUACUGUUGGUGAGAGCACUCGCGGUGCUACUCGAGUCGAGUUGUUCCGAUGCAGCAAUACUAUGUGUCAGGCACACGAGAGGUUCCCUCGAUACAAUGACGCCUUCGUGCUUCUGGAGACCAGAAGAGGUCGAGUUGGCGAAUGGACAACGUGCUUCACAAUGCUUUGUCGGGCCUUGGGGAGCCGAGUACGGCUGGUCUGGAGUGCUGAGGACCACGUUUGGACCGAGGUAUACAGCGUCCAUCAGCAACGAUGGGUGCACGUUGAUGUUGCGGAGGGAGCGUGGGAUAGACCGACGCUUUACACUCAAGAAUGGGGCAAGAAGCUAUCUUAUUGCAUCGCUUUCUCCGUCGAUGGCUGUUGCGAUGUCACAAGGCGAUACGUUCGCGACCCGGACAUGUAUGGAAACCCGCGGACGAAGUGCGCUGAAGAAGUCUUGUGGCACAUCACUCGAGAGAUCACGGCCAUGAGGCGCACCGACCGUGACGUGCAAGAACUCCUGAUAAUCAGGGCGGAGGACAAGCGAGAAGAGCUCGCAUUGCAACGGCUCGCGAUCGAGGCUCUCAUCACCCGAAUGCUGGAAGAAUAUGAUGGACGCCCA